Molecule: messenger RNA, 858 nt
Organism: Saccoglossus kowalevskii
Lineage: Eukaryota; Metazoa; Hemichordata; Enteropneusta; Harrimaniidae
Source: RefSeq, a predicted model, not a curated record
AUGCUUGGAGCUGAUCAGGAAAACCAAUUAAUUGAAACGGGUAAUGCUAUACAGAAACGUCAUGGCUUUAUCGUUGUGCAGUUUUUGAACCAUGCUUACUUGAAUAUGACAAAGAGUUGGAUUUGCAACGUGGAUUGUUUCGAUGACGUAUUACAGCAUACGGUAUUUAUUACUACUGACCAAGCUGCGUACGAUGGAUUACAUUGUUGGCGACCUCACCUGAAUGUGUUGCUUAUAGAAUUCGGAACAGAAGAUUCCAUGUCAUUUGGGCAUAUCAAUUAUUAUCAAUUUGGACUGUUCCGUGUAAGGAUGAUUAAUAAGUUGUUGGCGAGUAAUAUUAGUGUAUUAAUUACUGAAUCCGAUGCUGUGUGGUUUGAAAACCCUCUUCAUUUUUUUCGUAAACCGACACAUCUAUCAGAUAUGCACGUCAAUGUCGAAAAUUACAAUAAAGGAGAUCGUUUCUGUGCUGGUUUCUUGUUUCUAAAUGCGACAAGAGCGACACAAAGAGUGUGGAAUACAUUGACCAUGAGACUAAGUGAGCGUAUGAGCACGUUGAAAGACGGACAACGUAAAAUUAGUGCUAAAGGUUCGGAACAAAUAAUGUUAUCGAACAUCGCAAUUCGUGAAGACCCAAUCGAGCUGAAUUAUCUUCCCAAAGACAGAUUUGUCAGUGGGCAGUGGUACAAUAGCGUAAAAAUGCAACACAACCUUACUCCAGUUGUUCUGCAAAACAACUAUGUUAUUGGCAACGAGAACAAAAUUAGAAGAGCCAAAAAAUGGGGGCACUGGUUUUUAUCGCGUGAUAUGGUGCAAUGUAUAGUCAAUGUCUGUCAAAAUUUAACUCCCAAAAAGCAUUAA